Peniophora sp. CBMAI 1063 is the source of this 738-nucleotide messenger RNA. The record is from the annotation of a GenBank genome assembly. Lineage: Eukaryota; Fungi; Basidiomycota; Agaricomycetes; Russulales; Peniophoraceae.
AUGCCAGCCGCUCGUUUAUCCGAAACCCCCUUGCUCGCGAGAGAAGCCGCCGCCGCCGUAGUGGCGCAGAGCUCGCCGGUCGACUCGGAUUCGACAGACUAUCGCAUCUCACCAGCCAUCGUCGUCGCUAUCAUCAUCUGCAGCGCUUUCGCUUUCAUCCUAGCUGCUGCUAUGGCAUUCUUCUUCUCCUGGCGUUCCGACAGGAGGACGAAGCGUACAACGAACAUCAGCGCCGAGGAGCACGUCGACCCUCUCGACCGUUACACGCAGCCUCCGCGGCGACAAGACGAGAAGCGGUCGAAGCGCAAAUGGUCAUAUUCAUCGAGCACGACCUAUACCACGGGCGAUACGGACGCCCUGGACGGCGCUCCCGUGCUCUUAUCAUCUGCGCAGGCGGACGCGCUCCCUCCUUACUCCCCACCACAACUCACAUCACUCCCGCUCGCUCGCACAACGUCUUCGCCGAGCAUGUACUCCGUAUCAUCGACAACGGACGCUCCAGUUAGGAGCUCGCCUCCGCCGAACAACAGGCGCCGCUCUAGCAGCGUUCACCAGCUCGUCGACGUUGAGUCCGGCCGCGCGCCGUCGCAACCCACGCGCGUCUCACUCCCCCUGUCUCUGCGCCCUGCACUACCCUCGGCUCCGCCGCCUAGCCGGAAUAUGCGAGACAACAUGACCGUCGAGCAGAUGUUGGAGCUCAUGCCGGAUGCAAGGCUUUCGUACGCUGUGAUGUUUUGA